UGGCUUUGGCUGCUGGUAAUUGCCUUCAGUGGGAUAGCAUUAAUAAUUGUAGUAUUAGUGAUUGUUCCGAUCAACAGCUUAAAUUGGAGCUUGAUUAAACAUGCGGCCGAUUUAUUCGAAUUAGUUAGUCGCAAGGCGUCCCGUUUGAGUGCAUUAACAGAUGAAAAGUCUAGAUUUGAAAGCUUAAUCGACAUCGUUGAAAUACAUGAGGUUAUCUAUAGAAGUGUUCGUUCUUUGGAAUACGCUCUAAAUGUUUAUAUGCUAACACAGUUUGGGACGUUCAUCAUUAUGGUCUGUUUGACUUUGAUGACUCUGAUGCUGGCGAACGACGAUCAGGACCUAUUGCUCAAAAUGAUUCUUAUGAUGAUAUUCAUCUUGUCUCACAUUCUGAUGUACUCGAUGCUAGGAUCGACGCUCAUGUCGGCGAGCACUUCCGUGGCAGAUGCAAUCUAUGAUAUCCCUUGGUAUCAAUGGUCAGUAGCCGAGCAGAAAAAUCUGCUCUUUGUGUUGCGUAGAUCGCAGCGAAUUACAGCACUUACCACCGGGAAGUUUUUCUACAUCAAUCGUACCACGUUUGGAAUGGCUCUCCGUAGCGCAGGCUCUUACUUCACCGUACUGAUGCAGAUGUAUGGCGCACAUUAACACCCUAUGCGACAAUUUGGUCAAGAUUGAGAUUCAUUUUAGAUGUAGACAUGUAGAUAUAACGAUUUCAUUCAUGCCGAUUAUAACACAUUUCCUAACACUGUUUCUUUGAGAUUUAUAGUUUUUCCAAUAUAUUCAUUCAGGA
This is a messenger RNA of Armigeres subalbatus, 787 nucleotides long. RefSeq names its product odorant receptor 22c-like. Gene Ontology annotation, biological process: detection of chemical stimulus involved in sensory perception of smell; sensory perception of smell. The transcript is spliced from 5 exons. The record is from RefSeq and is a predicted model, not a curated record. Gene Ontology annotation, cellular component: plasma membrane. The coding region runs from base 259 to 642 and encodes 127 amino acids. Gene Ontology annotation, molecular function: odorant binding; olfactory receptor activity. NCBI's taxonomy places the organism in Eukaryota, Metazoa, Arthropoda, Insecta, Diptera, Culicidae.